Messenger RNA from Canis lupus familiaris (dog), 1298 nucleotides. RefSeq names its product aspartylglucosaminidase (gene AGA). Gene Ontology annotation, biological process: protein deglycosylation. Gene Ontology annotation, cellular component: lysosome. The transcript has 9 exons. Gene Ontology annotation, molecular function: N4-(beta-N-acetylglucosaminyl)-L-asparaginase activity. The record is from RefSeq and is a predicted model, not a curated record. NCBI's taxonomy places the organism in Eukaryota, Metazoa, Chordata, Mammalia, Carnivora, Canidae. Bases 100 to 1134 code for a protein of 344 amino acids.
CGCGGGGGCGCGGGGAUCGCGGGGAUCGCGGGGGCUCGCGGGGGCGCGGGGAUCGCGGGGCGCGGGGGGGCCCCGAGGCUGCUCCGCGGGCGCGCGGCCAUGGCCCGGAGGAGCGGCCUGGCGCUGCUGCUGCUGCUGCUGCUGCCGCCGCUCGUGCUGGGCCGCGGGCCGCUGCCGCUCGUCCUCAACACCUGGCCCUUUAGGAACGCGACCGAAGCAGCGUGGAGGACUCUGGCAUCGGGAGGCGGUCCCCUGGAUGCCGUGGAGCAGGGCUGUGCCACCUGCGAGAGGGAGCAGUGCGAUGGCACCGUGGGCUUUGGAGGGAGUCCCGACGAGCUUGGAGAAACCACGCUGGAUGCCAUGAUCAUGGACGGCACUACCAUGAACGUAGGAGCAGUAGGAGAUCUCAGACGAAUUAAGAACGCUAUCGGUGUGGCACGGAAAGUACUGGAACAUACAGCGCACACGCUUUUAGUGGGAGAGUCAGCCACCAAGUUUGCUGAAAGUAUGGGAUUCAUCAGCGAGGAUUUAUCUACCAGUGCUUCUCGAGCGCUUCAUUCCGAUUGGCUCGCUCGGAAUUGCCAGCCAAAUUACUGGAGGAAUGUUGUACCAGAUGCUUCAAAAUACUGUGGACCUUACAAACCACCUGGUUUCUUAAAGCAAGAAGGAUCUACCUAUAAAGAAACAGGAAAUAAUUAUGGUCAUGAUACAAUUGGCAUGGUUGUAGUCCAUAAGAUGGGACAUACGGCUGCUGGUACAUCUACAAAUGGUUUAAAAUUCAAAAUACAUGGCCGAGUAGGAGACUCGCCAGUCCCCGGAGCCGGCGCCUACGCGGAUGACACGGCGGGAGCAGCGGCAGCCACCGGCGAUGGGGAUAUACUGAUGCGCUUUCUGCCAAGCUACCAAGCUGUAGAGUAUAUGAGACAAGGAGAAGAUCCAACCGUAGCUUGCCAGAAAGUGAUUUCCCGAAUUCAGAAGUAUUUUCCAAACUUCUUUGGGGCUGUGAUUUGUGCCAACGUGACUGGAAGUUAUGGUGCUGCUUGCGGUAAACUUCCAACAUUUACUCAGUUUAGCUUCAUGGUUUAUAAUUCUCUAAGAAAUCAGCCAACUGAAGAAAAAGUAGAGUGCAUCUAAUCCUUUCCAUCAGCAUCUGUAUUUCAAGAGGAAAGAAACAAAGGCUGGAAAGGUGACUCACUGUCGUCACACCGUAGGCCUCACGUAUUCAUCCUUCUUUGUGUAAAAGAAGAAGCGCAAAAAUAAACGUGUGCUGGAGUAGCACUUUCCCUUUCUGUAUCAGA